Messenger RNA from Racocetra persica, 148 nucleotides. The record is from the annotation of a GenBank genome assembly. NCBI's taxonomy places the organism in Eukaryota, Fungi, Glomeromycota, Glomeromycetes, Diversisporales, Gigasporaceae.
GGUAUGCAUGAAGAAUGUUGUGACUUUCCUGACUACGAAGAGUAUAUUAGUCCGUUUGCGUUUACUCCUCAAAUCUUAUCAAAAUUGAUAGAUUCUAAGGAUGUAAAUUUAUUGAAAAAUAUUGAUGGUGUAGAGGGCUUAUUGACUG